AUGCGAUCCCGGUCUGUACAACGCACCAAUCUCGCGUACGUGGGGACGGGUCCUCCGGGGCAAGCUCCCCCAGGCUAUCAGAGCUAUCCCGCGCCCGGCCCUGGCCCUAAUGGCUACUACAACCCCACCCAGGGAUAUGCCCCCCAGUAUCCUCCCGCAUCGUACAAUGGGCAGAGCCCGUAUCCUUCGCCUAAUCCACCGCCAGGCAAUCUACCACAGUAUGCACCACCUCCUGGCCCGCCUUCGGCUCAACAAGGUUAUGCACCUCCUCCGGGUCCACCUCCGUUCCAAGGCGGUCCGCCGCAAUACGCCCCUCCUCCUGGUCCCCCUCCGGCCACUGAGCAUAAGCAGGCGAUGUGA
Molecule: messenger RNA, 360 nt
Organism: Trametes versicolor FP-101664 SS1
Lineage: Eukaryota; Fungi; Basidiomycota; Agaricomycetes; Polyporales; Polyporaceae
Exons: 2
Coding region: 1-360 (119 amino acids)
Source: RefSeq, a predicted model, not a curated record